Molecule: messenger RNA, 1172 nt
Organism: Vitis vinifera (wine grape)
Lineage: Eukaryota; Viridiplantae; Streptophyta; Magnoliopsida; Vitales; Vitaceae
Exons: 1
Coding region: 214-777 (187 amino acids)
Source: RefSeq, a predicted model, not a curated record
CUUCUUCUACUCUUUCGUGCCAAUAACAUUGCUUUUCCACUUCAAUUAUACAGGCCUUGCCUCUCUCUCUCUCUCUUCUUUCUCUGCUCUCUACAUAUAUUUAUAUACAUUUUGGCUCUGUUCUUUGGAUUAGCACCCUCUUCCUUCAUUUCUUGUUAAUCUUUAGCUGGUUUUUAUUUCUUCUUUUGCCUGUUUUAAUUAAGAAUCAGGACCAUGAAGAACAAAGCAUCAAGUUUCCUAAAGCAGAUAAUAUCUGUGAUAACCACAGUGGCCAAGGCCAAGUCCCUGGCUCUUAAGAGCAAGACAAGUGCCCUAAAGACUCGCCUCCUCGUCUUCUCGCUGCUGAGGAACAAGAAGGUAUUGAUGGCCUCCAUAUCCCACAAGCUGCAUGCUUUGGUGGGGCAGCAGGAGAAGACAGAAGAUGACCAGAGUAAGGCCAUUGUUGUAUACAAUGCCAUGGCCAAUGAGUCCCUCUCCAGUCCUGUUUGCACUGAAUUGGUACAGAUGGAGGACUACUAUGGCUACGACGAAGAAGAGGGUGAUGAAAAGUACCCAGAUCUGACACACUCGCUCUUUGACUCGGGGGAAGAGCAGGAGGUGGGAGGAUCAGUGAUAGAGAUGGUGAAGAAUUCAAAGGAACAAGGAGAGAAUUUCGUAUUAGAAGACGAGAUUGAUCAGGUGGCAGACUUGUUCAUAAAGAGAUUCCAUAAACAGAUGAGGAUCCAGAAGCAACAGUCCUUCAAGAGGUAUCAGGAGAUGCUUGAGAGGAGCGUCUAGGCCUAAACUCUUGCCUCCUCCUGCUCCCUCUCUCCCUCUUCUCUAUUAUGAAGCUAGAAUGGAGGAGGAGGAGGAGAAGGAGGAGGAGGGGGAGAUACUCGUAUACAUACUUAAUGCAUGCCUUCAUUAAUUUACUGCUGCUUCCCUCCCUUGUUUUAAAUGGAGAUCAAAAUAUUUCUAUCUGCUUACUUGUUACUACUAAUAUGUAGCAAUAAAAUAAUAGUUAACGGGACAUAGAAACAGAAGGCUGGAACUGUAGAUUCCCCUUGCUUUUGCUUUUUUAGUUUUUUUCUCCUGCUUUUACCCAGCCCUAUUGUACACUAGUUCAUGUAUGACUGUACCAAGUGUAAGUGAAGAAUCUCAUAACAGAGCCUUAGUGGAAUGUGUUUCUCCAA